AUGGCAAGCACCGUGGCACAACAUCGUCAGCAUCUUGCUUCUCUUCUUCUUUUCCAAUGGCUAGCAAUAAUAUUGGCUGUUGCCCGGGGACUCGAUCCUGUUUGUGGGGAGGCGCUCGGGCACGAAGGGCUUCCCUUAAGAAGAACAGACACCGGAAGCCACAGCAGCGGCAAGUCCAAGGGGAGUACCCACCACGUUCCUCUUUCAGAGAUGACGUUCUGGUCGUGGAUGUCUUACCUGAAGGACUUGCCGGACAUAGAUGAGAGCAGGAGUCCUGUUUUAAAGCGCCUGCUUAGUGGGAGCAUCCUGCGCCGGGACGGAUCCACAAGCGUCAAUAUCCGCGUGCCCGCUAAAGAGUUAGUGAGAUUACUUUCUCUCUCAGAAGAACAGGAAAAAGAGGGUGUAAGCGUGAAAGUGCGGCUCAUCAAUUUGCUUGACCCAAAGUAUUCAGUGUACGAAGCAUACUUGUACAGAGAAGUCCUGCCGAAGAAAAGCCCUCUGUUACUGCCGUCCCUUGGCGAGUUCAGAGGGCCUUUCUUAACGUACAUCUUUCAUCCUUUAACGAAAGGCCUCGUAGGAGACAUGCUUGAGACAGGUCGCUCACUACCCGAUUUGCAGCUUUUAGCUGCCAACAUGGUCGCUGGCCUGCAUUCUCUUCACAAAUUGGGUCUGCUACACCGAAGUAUUGAAUUGAACAGUUUCUGUAUAUUGUCGGAUGGAAAGGUGGUCCUUGGUGAAUUACAGACGGCAGCGCCAAUAGGGACAGAAUCAAGAGUGUGGGCGGGGCUCCUUGGGCGGGAAACAGCCCCGGAAAUUGACAGGAAUUUUCUGGCAGAUUUUGCGCUGACACAAAGCCGCCACACAGUGAAGAGUGAUGUGUACUCACUUGGUGUCGCAUUCCGCAACCUUCUACAACUGGUAGGGAACGGGAGUAUGGGGCCAGACGACGGCGGUAUCGUGAGGCGAGACCACGUGGAACGUUUGGAUAGGCUUAGCCAGAAAAUGAUCGACGAAGAGCCCGCCAACCGGCCAAACCUUGAGCAGAUCAUGAAGGAUCCUCUCUUUGAGGGGCUGAGCUUCCAAGAAAUCGAGGAAGGAAUAGUCAGGCCGUUUAGACACAGGCAAGAACGACUUUAA
This is a messenger RNA of Neospora caninum, 1137 nucleotides long. Its product is annotated as putative Rhoptry kinase family protein, truncated (incomplete catalytic triad). The record is from RefSeq and is a predicted model, not a curated record. Gene Ontology annotation, molecular function: ATP binding; protein kinase activity. Gene Ontology annotation, biological process: protein phosphorylation. The transcript is spliced from 2 exons. The coding region runs from base 1 to 1137 and encodes 378 amino acids. NCBI's taxonomy places the organism in Eukaryota, Apicomplexa, Conoidasida, Eucoccidiorida, Sarcocystidae.